AUGGCGGUUUCGGUUGGAUACCGAAUGGCGCUCGUCAGCCUUGUCAUGUUCGGCUGGAGCAUCGCGCGCGGCGAGAAGAUCGGGCUGCGGCCAAUCGAUCAGCCUUGGGUUGUGGUCCAGGGGGUCCUGUUUUUCGGCCUGGCCUUCAUCACCUUCUAUCAUUCAACGACGCUGAUCACCUCCGGCAUUUCGGCGCUGGUUCUUUCGACAUCCUCCCUGUUCGCGGCCGUCGUGGGUUGGCUGUUCCUGUCGGCGCCGGUCACCAUGCGCAUGCUUUUCGGCAUCAUGUCCGGCAUCGCCGGCCUUGCCGUCAUUGCGAUGCCGCAGCUUCUGGCGGUGUCGUCCGGCCCUCAAACGAUGGCUGGCGUUGCACUUGCCCUGGCGGCGGCGGCAUGCACCGGAUGCGGCACCGUCGUUGCCAUGCGAAACCAGCAAGCCGGGAUACCCAUAUCAGUGCUCAUGAGCUGGGCAGCGCUUUUUGGCGCCCUGUUUUCGUUCGCGCUGGCGCUGUUCGGUGACAUGAGCUUCAAGGUCGACAUAUCCGCGGCAUAUCUUGCCGGGCUGGCCUACUUGGCGAUCAUCGCGUCCUGCGUGACGUUCUUCAUGUAUUUCAGCCUCGUCCAACGCAUCGGCCCGGCCAGCGCGUCCUACACGCUGGCGCUCGUGCCGGUGGUUGCGCUGCUUCUGUCGGCCCUGUUCGAGAAUCUGACGAUCGACGGCUAUGUGAUCGCUGGCGGCAUCGCGGUUCUCUUCGGCAACAUUCUCGUCCUCAGCGCUCCGGCAAGACAGGCGGGCGACCUCAUCUUCCUGUCCGGCCAGGUGCCCUUCGGCCCUGACGGCGCGCUCGUCGGCGGAGACAUCGAAACGCAGACCCGCCAGGUGCUCGACAACAUCGCCGCCGCGCUUGAGCAGGCCGGCGCGUCUUUGGAUGAUGUCGUGAAGACCACCAUCUGGCUGACGGACCGGAACGAUUUCGUGCGCUUCAAUGCGGUUUAUGCGCAGUACUUCCCGCAUUUGCCUCCGGCGCGGUCCUGCGUCGGCGCGCCUUUGAUGGUCGACGCGAAUGUGGAGAUCGAGGUGGUGGCCUACCGCCCGGCCCCCUCAUAG
Molecule: messenger RNA, 1107 nt
Organism: Effrenium voratum
Lineage: Eukaryota; Dinophyceae; Suessiales; Symbiodiniaceae
Source: the annotation of a GenBank genome assembly